Messenger RNA from Poecile atricapillus (Black-capped chickadee), 1776 nucleotides. RefSeq names its product cytohesin-4-like. Bases 97 to 1317 code for a protein of 406 amino acids. NCBI's taxonomy places the organism in Eukaryota, Metazoa, Chordata, Aves, Passeriformes, Paridae. Gene Ontology annotation, biological process: regulation of ARF protein signal transduction. Gene Ontology annotation, molecular function: guanyl-nucleotide exchange factor activity. The transcript has 13 exons. The record is from RefSeq and is a predicted model, not a curated record.
GCCGGCUCCAAAUUGUUUCAGUUCUGUGAAGCAUCUGAACGAGCCGAAUACAAGGAGGAAAACCACUGGUGUUGAAAAUAUAUCGUGCUCUUCAGGAUGGACCUUUGUCCUGCUGAAUCAACUGGCUUGAGUGGGGCUGAAGAGGCUGAAAUAGAGACAAUCAGGAAGCACAAGCAGGAGCUUUUGGAUGACAUUAAGAAGCUGAAGGAGGAGAUUGCAGAGGUGUUUGCAGAGAUUGAGUGUUUCCAACAAGCAGAGGAGAAGCAAGAGGCAGACAACAAUCCCGGAGAGCAGACCAGGCAACUGUCACAGAGGGAUAAAGUUCUGUCCCUGGGCCGGAAGAAAUUCAACAUGGAUCCUGAAAAGGGGAUCCAGUACCUGAUCGAGCAACAGGUAUUGUCCUCAGACCUGCAGGAGAUCGCCAGCUUCCUCCACAAGGGUGAAGGCCUGAACAAGACAGCCAUUGGGGAUUACCUGGGUGGGAGGGACCCCACCAACAUUCAGAUCCUCCAGGCCUUUGUGGCGUGUCACCAGUUUGCCAACCUCAACCUGGUGCAGGCACUGAGACAGUUCCUCUGGAGUUUCCGGCUGCCUGGGGAGGCGCAGAAGAUUGACAGGAUGAUGGAGGCCUUCGCCAACUGGUACUGCAAGUGUAACCCGGGAGUGUUCCAGUCCACAGAUACCUGUUAUGUACUCUCCUUCUCUAUCAUCAUGCUUAACACCAGCCUGCACAACCCCAAUGUGAAAGACAAACCCCACUUUGAAAGGUUUGUGUCCAUCAACAGAGGCAUUGACAAUGGAGGGGACCUCCCAGAAGAGCUUUUAAAGAAUCUAUUUGAGAGCAUAAAGAACGAGCCGUUCUCCAUACCAGAGGACGAUGGCAACGAUCUCACCCACACUUUCUUCAACCCUAACCGUGAAGGCUGGCUGCUGAAGCUAGGAGGACGUGUGAAAACCUGGAAACGCCGCUGGUUCAUUCUGACCGAUAACUGCCUGUAUUACUUUGAAUAUACCACGGACAAAGAGCCUCUGGGUAUUAUCCCUUUGGAGAAUCUGUCAGUCCGGAAGGUGGAUGAUCCCAAAAAGCCAAACUGCUUUGAACUCUUCAAUCCCAACUGCAAAGGGCAGAAGAUCAAAGCCUGCAAAACAGAUGGGGAUGGGAAGGUGGUUGAAGGCAAGCAUCAGUCCUACAAGAUCUCAGCAGCCACUCCAGCAGAGCGUGAUGAGUGGAUUGAGGCAAUACGGACCAGCAUCACACAGGAUCCUUUCUACGAUUUGGUCUCAGCCCGUAAGAAAAAGAUUGCCAGCAAAAACUGAACCAUGACCUGGCCACCGGUGUCAGAAAGGUGUAGGUUACUGGACAGCUUCCCUCUCACACUGGGCUCUUCCAGUGAAGAAAUUUGGGAGCUGAGGUUCCCUCUGCCUCCCACUUAGCAGGCAGAUGACUGACAGGACAGCUUACCCUCUUUGCUUCUUCCCCUUCCAAGAUGAAGGCAGAGGCGCAGGGUGCAAUCCACUGAGGACUGUCAGAGCCGUGGGUGUGGGGUUGCCCAUGUACGAACAUAAAGACUCAACAGCAACUGGCCUUUGGGUUCUCCCACAUAGGCCCAGAGAUGUGGGACAGGAUUUGAGAGGAGACAGGAAUGUCUGCACAGUGUCUCCAGCCCCUCCUGUUGUCACACCAGGCCAGGGUAUUUUUCUGUGAGGGACCAUGUAGAUUCUCUUGGAGCAGCUGAGCAUGGUCCAGAAAGGCAUGAGCAUGGCAGAGCAGAAAGG